GUAGAACGAUAGAGUAUGGUAGCAAGUGAUGCAUCAGCGGUGCCACCCUCGUUAGUUUUAAAUUCUGCAUUUUGUGUCUCAAAGGUAACGACAACCCGUACCGUCAAAUCGACAAGUUCCGGAAGCAAUAACGGUCCGAAGCCCAGUGUUGACAAUCUAGAGCAAAUCUGGGACGAAUCCGUGCUGAAACAACUGUUGGACUCAUCGACAAACUACGAGGAGCGCCGUAAGAUCCGUGCCCGCCUACGACAAAUCAUGGCUGAAAAAGAAGCUUGUGCCGACAUCGUAGCCAGCGUUACGGCCGAUCUGCAACGCGAGCGCCAACUACAGCAUCAAAAGAGCAACGAUUCCGGUAGCAAUAGUAUACAGGGUGAGUCGCUCUUGCUGCCUCUGCUGCAGGGCAUUUUGUUGCACAAACCGGGCCCCAUUGUUAGUGGUGGUGGUGUUGGUGGACCAAUCCCUGGACAGAGGGGUCUCAGUAACGGUGGCAUCGCUACCCUUUCGAUUCCUCCGGUCGAAGAUUCCGGCACCGAGUCCGGUGAAGAUUUACGGCUCCUAGCGGCCGGAUUGCAUGACAAUAUUGAAAUGUAUCGUGGUCUUGGUGUCGGUACCGGUAGUAGUAAUGUUAGUGGUGAUGGUAGUAGCAUUAGUAAUGGUAGACCCCAAGAUCAAAACGGGGAUAGUGUAUUGCAUGAAGUUACAGCAGCCCUUCAAAGGCUCCAACUUUCUCUACGGGAUGGAAAAAACAUAAACCUCGAGGCAAACAAACGUAACGCCCUGCUUACUCUUGUCUGCCGACUUCAAACGGGACUCAUGCAACCGGACAAAAUCCCCGAACAAGUCUCCCCCGUCGAAGAACUGAUCGACGACAAGGACGACAAAGUCGACUAUAACCAAGCUCGACGUGGCAGCGCCAGAUUCGCUAAACGACGCAAUCGAAACAACAGACACACUGUAGGAGUCAGUCGUGAAGAGCUUGCCGACGCACGACGAUUCAUCGAAGAAAUCGGUCGUAUGUCCUCCCACUCUCACUCAGCAACCCCUGAGAUGUCCAAAACUCCCGAAAUUCCUCCCGCUUCCAACGUCCUUAAAAAACAGCCUUCCCUUGGAACUGUACUCCCUAGCAAUGCAAACCCCACGAUAGCACCAGCAGCGACCUUCGCAAUGAAGCGUCCAAGCCAAUUUGUACCCAAAGAAAUUCAGACACCUCUUAAGCCUGCGCUCAAAUCAAACGACCCUGCACCGACGCCGGUUAGUCGCAAGUCCAAACAGAAACUUUUCCGUCAAUCGCAAAGCCUCGAUCAAUCCACGACCAAUGGACACGAGCUCAUCGCCGCUUCACAACACAAACCAAUCGACGUUAAACCCUCGCAACAAACCUCCAGCAAAGUUGAUCCCUUCAAGAAACCAACACAAACUGCUGCCCAACGAGCUCUGGUCAAGAAAUACUCCUUCAACGAUGGGUCAACUUCCGAUGAGGACGAACCUCGCAAGAAUGCCGAACAAGUCGUUCUGCAGAAGAAUCCACCCAAGAAUACUACGGUCAUCAACACCGUACAGAAAAUGGUCAAUCGCGAGGUGAAGCAGGAACCCCAAAAAGCAACUUCUUCGACGAGAAAAUCUGAAGUACGCGAAACUGUUCAUCCGGUUGGAGACGGAAACAAACCCUUGAAUAAAUACACUUCCAAGAAACUCCGUAUGAAGCGGGCAAAUACCAUUGAUCUUCCUAAAAAUCUACUCAAUAAUGGUGCUGCUAGCGACGACGAUUCAGAAGAUGAACGUCGCUCUCGAGAAUGCCCACGGGAAGUAAAAGCCAAGACUCCGGUCUCAACAACCGUCAAACCAGUUGUAGAGGUGCCGGAUUUCAGGCCAAAAACCGAGAACGAUUUAAAGUUCAUGGCCUUCAUCCAGAAACAAAAUCAACCUGCAAAGCAGGUUUGGAACACAUCGUUGAAAGACAGCCAUGGUUCCCAGAACUGGACCAGUAAAUUCGACCAUUUGAAAAAGAACUUCGAAUCGACGGAAAAGUUAAACCAAAUCGCUUCACCUGUGAAAUCGGCUCCAAAAACUUCAGCCAUGAAUUUUUGGAAGAAAGCGGAAAGUUCAUCUUUCGAUGAACCCCAUCCAGUUGCCCCGCCCAGACGGGAUUCCUCCAGACCUCCCAAACCUCUUUCGCAAUCCCAGAUUACAAGUAAUGCGGCCUCAAAAGCUCCAGUUCAACCUAAGCUGCCACCAAAAUCCGGUGGCAUUGUCUAUCAACCUCCUCCUCUUCCAACCAAACCAAAACCGGCUACUCAACCCGUUCCUCGAUCCCCGGCUCAAAGUCAUACUACUCCUAGAACCCCAACAGCCAUGUCUCCUCCGACCCAAUUUACCCACGCUCCAACUUCCGCCUUCAAACCGAUACCCAAAAAGCUUCCUCCAGCAAACCUUGAUUUCAAACCUGUCCAUCCGGAGCCAGAAAUCAUCAAAGCUAUUCCGGCAAACAUCUCCAAUGGCCUUGUAAAACAAAUCGUGGCAUCCGGGUUCAAAGAAACACCCGAAGUUAAAACGGAACAGCCCCAGAUACAGCUAGGCUUAGUCAAAUCGAUAGCCGCUGCCGGUUUCCACGAAACUCCUUUCAUCCCAGCGCCGAAGCUAGAACGAACUCCUACGCAACUGGUCCUCAACUAUCAAGCCGUACCGGAGCGGGCCGAAUCGCCACCACCAGCUGCACCAUGGGCCGGUAAGAAACAGUCCGAUGGAAACAGCCGAGUAGCGAACAUUGCCUCCUCUAGGUUUGCUGCCAAUCAGUUUGGAUUGCAUAAGGGAGCUCUUCCGACCCAACCACAGCUCACUUAUCAGGGGUCCCUAAAAUACGCUGAAAAGCCUUUGAGUUUCCAGAUUCCGGAGCGGAACCAGGAGAAAAGACCUUCUCUGCCGGAUGUCGGAGUCUUUAGACCUCAACCUAAACAGGACUUUGUAGCGUACACUUCCACAGAUUACACCCAACCGGAAUCUAUCUCCACUUUCACGUUAAAUCGAAGUGACUCACUGACAAACCCGGAAAACCAACCCCUUGUUUUGACCAGUACCAACUCAAUCUACAGUCCUUCAAAUGUGCAGUACGCACCCCAGCAUUUGAAUCACACACCUCAGCUGAAUUACCUCACGGUGAACGACCAGCACAGUUUGACUUCUCUGUCCCCCAAAUGUAUCGACGAGGACGACAUCGAAUCAUUGGAUUCGCAAGAAAUGCGGGUCGUGGCCAGAGUCAUGCAAGCACCGGUUGGUCAGCAGGCUAGCUAUAGUAACAACAAACCGACCCAACUGAGCGGAAGUUCCGAGGGUCGGGGAUCUCUCAUGGCACAGAGUCUUCAAGGGUCGUUGAAAAAGAUCCAAGAUAAGAGUCCUACCCCUCCGAAGCGUUAUGUGACGGUUCCUAAGGGUGCCUCAAAAGGACAAGAUUUGGGUAGUUUUUUGAUGGCGAAUCCAGUACACCGAACUGAAGCUUCGUUACAUGAUUCUACGGCUUUCAAUUUGCCCAAGGUUGAAGUCACUCCUCAAACACCGAUUGCUGCCAAGCCGCAGCCACAAUUCGCUGUACCUUCACAUGCCAUCUUCAACAAUGUUCAAGGGUUCCAUCAAGCUCGACCAGGGUACGAACCGCCUCGCCCAGGUCCAUUGGCUCGAACCGAUUCCUGGGUACGACUCAAUCAACAGCAACAGCAAACUAUGCCCAACAGCCUAAUGCGGGCGAAAUCAAGCCACACUCUAGCGGUACCUCACGCCAUGGAUGGAGGUUACGGAUCAGCUGCACCCUUGAGCGUUACCGAUAAGCAACGCACCAUGGAAGCCUAUUUUGCCGGUCAAAAGCCGGCCCUCAAUCCACUAGCUAGAACGGCAUCCAACCACAAUAUCCUCCGAGAUAAGAGCGGUAUGACCCAGAACGCCGUAAGACCUGUUUCAUACGCCAUGGGUCACAGCUAUAAUCCAGCGCAGUACAAUAUCAUGACCCCGCGUGCCAACGAACAGCCGAACUGGCAGUCCCAGUCAAUGUACGGAAACUCAUCGCUUCAACAGCGAAUGCCUCAGCAACAACAGCAGCAACAGCAACAGCAGUACUAUCAACCACCACUAGGAGGUGGAUUGUCUCGGAGCAGAACUAUGCCGCACAUACCACUGAACAAUCUGAGUCUCCUCGACGAAGACAACAUCGAGGACGCAUUUGACGAACUUUUGUCCCAAUCGUUUGCAGUUUAACAGGCUAGCAGAG
Uranotaenia lowii is the source of this 4255-nucleotide messenger RNA. Its product is annotated as nascent polypeptide-associated complex subunit alpha, muscle-specific form-like. The transcript is spliced from 4 exons. The record is from RefSeq and is a predicted model, not a curated record. Lineage: Eukaryota; Metazoa; Arthropoda; Insecta; Diptera; Culicidae. Bases 16 to 4242 code for a protein of 1408 amino acids.